Molecule: messenger RNA, 825 nt
Organism: Sorghum bicolor (sorghum)
Lineage: Eukaryota; Viridiplantae; Streptophyta; Magnoliopsida; Poales; Poaceae
Exons: 1
Coding region: 1-825 (274 amino acids)
Source: RefSeq, a predicted model, not a curated record
AUGGAGCAGCUCAUGUUGAUGCAAACUCAAUUGAUGCAAACUAUGAUGGAUCGCCUGGAGCACCAGCCCGCCGUCGUACCACCACCGAUCCAGGUUCGAGAUAAGAGGGGAGAGUUCAUGAAGGGACGUCCCCCUAUUUUUACACAUGCUAGUGACCCUUUAGAAGCUGAUGAUUGGUUAAGAGCUGUGGAGAAGCAGCUGAACAUUGCUCAAUGCAAUGACAUGGAAAAGGUGUUGUAUGCCUCUGGACAACUGCAAGGGGCUGCACAGGAGUGGUGUGAGUCCUACCAAUAUGGACGCCUAGACAACGCACCGCCUGUCACUUGGAGGAAAUUCACCGAGAGUUUCCGGUCUUACCACAUUCCAGAGGGGCUCAUCGAGCUCAAACAAGAGGAGUUCCGUGCUCUCAAGCAAGGCUCCAUGACUGUCGCUGAGUACCGUGACAAGUUCGCUCAAUUGUCAUGUUACGCUCCGGGUGAAGUAGCCAAGGAUUCUGACAAGCAACGUCGUUUCCUGAAAGGACUGUAUGAUGGCCUGCAACUGCAGUUGAUGUCCAAUGUUUACCCCAGCUUCCAGGAACUUGUGAACCGCGCUAUUGUGAUUGACAAUAAGCGCAAAGAGAUGGAUGCUAAGAAGAGGAAGAUUCAGGGGCAAGCAUCUAGCAGCAACACUCGUCCGCGCGUGUUUCCUCAGCAGGGCUUUCCUCCCAGGAACCAGAGGCCCCCUAGUCAGUGGAAUCAGGGCCAGUACCCUCCGCGCAACCAAAACCAGAACCAGCAGCGUCCCCAGUACCAGCAGCAGUUUGGUAAUCAACGCCCUCAGUAG